Messenger RNA from Daldinia vernicosa, 497 nucleotides. RefSeq lists its product as uncharacterized. The transcript has a single exon. Lineage: Eukaryota; Fungi; Ascomycota; Sordariomycetes; Xylariales; Hypoxylaceae. The record is from RefSeq and is a predicted model, not a curated record. The coding region runs from base 1 to 372 and encodes 123 amino acids.
AUGUUCUUCAAUACCUUGACCAUACUUGCCGCUUCGGCAUCACUUGCGUCAGCAAAGCCUCUGCUGAGCCGCCAGAAGGGCACCGCCAAUGAGGUCUAUCGUCAAACAUACAACAUCCUAACUGAUGCUAGCUCGCCCCUUAGCCCGUACGGCAUCACGAUGCGCUACCCACACGAUAUAGACAAAGCUGUUGGGCUCGGUAUUGAUAUAGGAAUUGGCACAUCAGGCAUCACGCUGACCAACCCCUUAUCCAAUGGUGGAACUGUCGGUUCCCAGCAGUCGACUCCCAGCCUGCAAGCAGAACAUCCCGUAUUACCAACUAGAACCGGAGUUUGUGGUAGGAAAAGCAUUCCGCGAUCAAGACGUGCCUGAUGGCUGCGUGUGGAUUAAGUUUCUGCCGCAAUGCGCUGAGCUACUCGAGUUGCCGGCGGGAAGCCUAGCCACGCACGAAUUCGCCAACAGGGCAAGGUGUUUUUAACACCCCGCCAACAUUUAUU